Messenger RNA from Miscanthus lutarioriparius, 1029 nucleotides. Lineage: Eukaryota; Viridiplantae; Streptophyta; Magnoliopsida; Poales; Poaceae. The record is from the annotation of a GenBank genome assembly.
AUGGCUAGGAAGUGCUCUAGCUGUGGGAACAAUGGCCACAACUCGAGGACCUGCAGUGGGCAUGGCAGGACGAUGACGGUCUUCGAGAACGGCGGCGGGGGCGGGGGCGGCGUGAGGCUGUUCGGGGUGCAGCUGCACGUGGGGUCCUCGCCCAUGGCCAUGAAGAAGUGCUUCAGCAUGGAGUGCCUGUCGUCAUCGACGUCGUCGUCCGCCGUGGCGCCGGCGUACUACGCGGCCGCCGCCGCUCUCGCCGCCACCAACAAUAACUCGCCGUCGGCGUCGUCCUCGUCGUCGCUCGUCUCGGUGGAGGAGGCCCGCGAGAAGAUGGCCAACGGGUACCUCUCCGACGGGCUCAUGGGCAGGGCGCAGGAGAGGAAGAAGGGCGUUCCAUGGACGGAGGACGAGCACCGUCGAUUCCUGGCUGGCCUUGAGAAGCUCGGGAAGGGCGACUGGCGAGGCAUCUCCCGGCACUUCGUGACGACGCGGACCCCGACGCAGGUGGCCAGCCACGCCCAGAAGUACUUCCUCCGGCAGAGCAGCCUGAUGCACAAGAAGCGCCGGUCCAGCCUCUUCGACGUGGUGGAGAACGCCGACAGGGCGGCGACGAGCACCAUUAAGGACAGGGAGCAGCGCCUGAGGCUCAAGGACGCGAUCGCGACUACCGCCUCUGCAGCAGCGCCCGGAACGACGACGACGCCAGAGCUCCCGGCGCUGUCGCUCGGCAUCAGCCGGCCAGCGAGGAGGCCUGACCACGUCGCGCUGCCACCAACCAGCCUGUCGCUGCAGCUGCCGCGGUGCUCGGCGGCAAUGGGCAGCGCGUCGCCGAGCCUGGCCCUGGCGGCGCCGAAACACAAACAACCUUCGUCGACCCUGACGGCGGCGGCAAAGGCUAGUAGUAGCCAGGCGCUGCCGGACCUGGAGCUGAAGAUCUCGACCGCCCGCCAGAGCGACGUCCACCAGGUCCAGACGGGGUCGUCGCCGCCGCCGCCACCGAGGACGCCCUUUCUGGGCACCAUCAGGGUCAUAUAA